Molecule: messenger RNA, 2162 nt
Organism: Perca flavescens (yellow perch)
Lineage: Eukaryota; Metazoa; Chordata; Actinopteri; Perciformes; Percidae
Gene: prob1
Product: proline-rich basic protein 1
Exons: 5
Coding region: 336-2162 (608 amino acids)
Cellular component (GO): nucleoplasm
Source: RefSeq, a predicted model, not a curated record
UCUCUCUCUCUCUCUCUCUCUCUCUCUCUGUCCUGCAGGGCAGUCGGUGUCGAUCGCCCCGACAUUCUGAGUUUGAACUCAAACGGGAUCAGACUACUGAAGUUCCUCUGAAACGGCUCUGACGGAUCAGAAGAGGGUUAGAGAAUUCUGGGUAAACUUUACUGUCAACGGAAACUAACUGACCAACAACCACAGAGACUAAACCAGGACCAGAGACUGGACCAGAGCCUGGACUAGGACCAGAGACUGGACUCUGGAGGACCUUUAAAGAAGUCUGAACCUGAAUCCUGUCGGACCAGAUCCAAAAGACCUGAGACAAAAGGAAAGUUUAAAGUAUGAGCAGUGGACUGGACGGAGGAGGAGGAGAAGGAAGAGGAGGAAGAGGAGGGAUGCUCUUCCUCAGCUCUCACCGCUGUCCUGAAGUCGACCUGCUGCCUCAUCCCGACUCAAAGACUCAGAUCCCUCCACCCCGUUCCCUAGUUCCUGCUGAGAGGAGCCACGCAGGUUGGUCUGAGCAGGCUUACCUGUCCACCUGUCGCUCUGCGGGGGAGGAUGGGGAGGGGGAGGGGAGCGUCAGCGAGUGGUCGGAGGAGGAUCUCUCCCUCCACUUCUCUCCCUCCAUCAUCCUCCAAUCAGACGAUGAGUCAGAUCCAGAGAGUGGCUUCGAGUGUGUCGAUGUUACCGUGGAAACACAGGUGAAUGGCCCGGAGGGGGUGGGGCUAAAGAUGGUCCCGAAGCGCCUGAUUCAGCUGAAGAAGAAAGACGUGGUGAACGCCGCUGAAGGAGGAGGAGCUGACGAGGAACUGUCGGCCAAUGAGCUACUCCGUCCCCGCCCUGAUCUGUUUCUACGGCAACAUAGUAUGCCGGCCGCCCUCCCCCCGAGCAGCAGUGAUGUGGACGGCUGCAGCGUGUACAGAAGCCUGGUGGCCGUGGCCCCCCAAGGGUGUAAUGGAGGAGACUCGGCUCCAAGGCAGCGGCUACAGAAGUCCUUCUCUCUAGACGAAACUAAAACCAAGAUGGCGUCCUGCAUCAUUAAGAGCAUUCUGUCUAAGAAGAUGCAGGUGGAGCAGAACAACUCCACUUCCUGUCUCCCUCCCCAGACGGUAAGGGAGGGGGGAGGGGGGAGAGAUGUGAGGAGUUUAGUUAAAAACACCCACAGCCCCCCCCCCUCCUACCAUCAGGCUGUGGGGGUCAAAGGUCACUCUGAUCCAGCAUUAGUCACCGCCUCCAGAGGCCACGUUGCCAAGGUCGCUGCGUCUCUCAGCCAAUCACAGGACAGGAAACAAAGCGGCAAAUUCAGUCGUCCAAUCACGCAGCAGAGACGAGGCAGCGAGUUGAAAAUCAGUGGAGGUAAAGUGGAUGAUGUCAGCCAAUCAGAGGCCCCCAGAUACAGCUACGUGCACACCCCCAGAGCUACCUGCAGCCCCCCCUACCUGUUCCCACCCCCAGAGCUACCUGCAGCCCCCCACCUAGCUACCUGCAGCCCCCCCCCACCUGUUCCCACCCCCCAGAGAUACCUGCAGCCCCCCCCACCUGUUCCCGCCCCCCAGCGGCUGAAGACCUCUGAGGAGAACCGCUCCGCCCGGCCGGGUCCCUUCAUCAGGACCGCUGGAGACUGGGAUCGCCACGGCAACACGCCGACACCUGCCACACAUGGUCACCACGGCAACACACCGACUGCUGCCACACACGAUCACCACGGCAACACGCCGAAACCUGCGAUACACGAGCAGAUUCGGCAACUCCAGCAGCAGGCGUUCCUGUGUUUCCUGCCAGCACAGGGGGGAAGUGAUGUCACAAGUUCUGGGGCGCUCCUCCGUGGCCCCGCCCCAUGUGGCCCCGCCCCCUGUCACAUGAUGCUGGACCCUCAGAGUGGGCGGUGCUUCUACGUGGACUCAGCUCCCCCUCCUCAGAGAAAGGUGCUGCUGGACCCCGAGACCGGGCAGUUCUUCCAGGUGUUUCUACCUGCAGACACCAAGCCUGGCGUGUUCGCCGUGCGCUGUGCUAACUCCGCCCCCACUAUGAUAGGCCCCGCCCCCAAUGUGAUAAGCCCCGCCCCCGCCGUCCUGUCGGUGGUGCAGUUCCAGCCAAUGGUCGCCGUGUCCUCGCUGUAUGCCCCCCCCUGCCUCGCCUUCACCCUACACACACCGUCAGCACCCUGA